Schizophyllum commune H4-8 is the source of this 498-nucleotide messenger RNA. RefSeq lists its product as uncharacterized. The record is from RefSeq and is a predicted model, not a curated record. The transcript has 3 exons. The annotation marks the transcript as partial. NCBI's taxonomy places the organism in Eukaryota, Fungi, Basidiomycota, Agaricomycetes, Agaricales, Schizophyllaceae.
AUGAGGGGCUUGCCGCUGGAUGACCUGUCUACUUCCAAUACAACCGCUCUACGCGAUGCAGAGACGGAUUCAACCUAUGACGACCGCGAGACCGACGACCGUCUGCGAACCGUCCACUUAGGCGUCUGGACGGUGACUUUGGCGGAUGGCGAUGUCAAGGAACACAAGGAUACUAUCUUCUCCUACUUUGCUGUCGUCCAACGGAUGUUUGUCGAGGUCUACCAUGUCGAUCCGUGGGCGGUCAAGAUCCUGCUGUUGUCCAAGUUCUUCAGCGCCAUCCAGCCGACGCUGCUUCUGUACUUGUUCUCAAGGCUUCUUGAAGAAAUAGAGAAGAUCACAGUGAAUGGGAAGGUCGACAAAGCCUCCAUCUAUCAGGCGAUUUGUAUGAGGCUAGGGUGUGUUGCAGUCGUUGCGUUGUUCGACUGGUGGUUUGACGGUACUUUUCCUCGAUUGAAAAGCCGUUUACAACGGCAUUUCAAGGCGGCUAUGCUGGAGGGU